This is a messenger RNA of Odocoileus virginianus texanus, 816 nucleotides long. NCBI's taxonomy places the organism in Eukaryota, Metazoa, Chordata, Mammalia, Artiodactyla, Cervidae. The record is from RefSeq and is a predicted model, not a curated record.
GCAAGAAUGUCUGACACCUGGGUCGCCAGCCUCUUGCUGCUUGGCCUGCUGGCCAGCCUCCAACAGGCUGCAGCCACAUGUGGUCUCUUCUUCACCUGCCCUAAGGGAUUCAAAUGCUGUGGGAGCAGCUGUUGCCAAGAGUACCAGCCGGAGCAGUUCGAGUUCUUCUCCGGUCCCUUAAGGAUUUUUGUCAUCAUCUUCCUGAUCAUCAUACCCCUCUUGUGCAUCUGCGGCCUGGCUAAGCACUUGUAUCUCAACUGCAGAAAGUCAGAGCAGGAGGCCCCAACAGCCCCCCCGGAACAGCCCCCCAUUGCUCCUGUAGAGAGGGUCACAGCACCCGUUUCUGAGCCCCCACCCCCCUACAGUGAGAUAAUUCUGAAGCCUGUCCUGGGUCUGCCUCCCUUGGAGCCGCCCCCACCCUACAGCUUCAGGCCUGAGGAAUAUGCCGGGCUACGCAGAGGCAUCGACAACUCCACCUUCUGAUUCACCUCCUGCCUGGAACCCUGUCAUCAGCUACCUCCCCAGUGCCUCCUGGGUCAAGCCAGAGACUCUCAGGAGCCCUGGAGCACCCUCGCCCAUUCUGCCACACCUCUGGCAGUUCUUGGCUUUAAAUUAUUGCUUUUCUACCCUUGUUCCAUGCCAGUUGCUUCUCUUGUCUCAAGGGCUGGUCUGGAGUGACAUGUCCACCCCUCACCUCCCAUUAUACGUUAGAGGCUGCCAGGAGGAAAAUGUGAACAGUUGGAGGUGCCCAGCAGCGGAAUGGGCUGCUCUGAGCAGUGGAGGAGUCUGCACCCUGGGGUACCAGCAUGGGCCUGG